Molecule: messenger RNA, 1078 nt
Organism: Oppia nitens
Lineage: Eukaryota; Metazoa; Arthropoda; Arachnida; Sarcoptiformes; Oppiidae
Product: calcyclin-binding protein-like
Exons: 3
Coding region: 159-929 (256 amino acids)
Cellular component (GO): nucleus
Source: RefSeq, a predicted model, not a curated record
AAAUUCUUUUCAUUUUUUAUUUUCGGUUUUUGUUUUCAAAACAAUAAUAAUAUUCAUUCACUUCUUCUCGAGAUUUAAUUUAAAUUUAAUUAUUAACUGAAGAACUAAUAAGUGAAGUGAAGAGAGAGUGAAAGAAAAAUAAAUAAAUUGUGGACCAAAUGGCCGAUCAAAUCACUAAAAACAUCCAACAGAUUGAGUUUGAUUUGUCUGAGUUGUCGUCGAUGGAGUUGACAGCAAAACGACCGAAUGUUAAGGCAUUGUUGGCCACAGAAAUGAGUCGUUUGACACUUGAAAAGAGCGAACUGUUGGCCAAACGAAAACUACAACAACAGAAACAAACCGCCGAUAGCCUGGAGAAGACUACCGGAGAUGUCAGCAGAGGUUCGGUAACUGUCAACAGCUAUCUAUGGGAUCAGACCGACGACUUUGUCAAAGUCUAUUUAGAAGUUAAUGAUAAACAAACAGAUCUCAAAUCACUACCAAUUGAUCUGACAUUUUCCGCCAAUGCCAUGGGUUUGACCGUAAUUUUCGGUAAAUAUCGAUUUUCAUUGAACCGACUCUACGCUGCCAUUGUUCCCGACGACAGCUAUCAUAAGGUGACAAAAUCGGCUACGAAAUUGAUCAUCUAUUUGAAGAAAGCAGUAACGAAAAAACAGUGGCCAUCGAUUGACGAACAGAAAAGCAAGUUGAAGGAUCCAAUUGGUGACACCAACACUAACACCAGCAGCAGCAGCAACAAGGAUGAGAUGAACGCUGAAGAUCCAUCCGCUGGACUCAUGAAACUCAUGAAACAAAUGUAUGACGAAGGAGACGACGAUAUGAAGCGAACGAUUGCCAAAUCGUGGUACGAGUCGAGGAAUAAGACAUCAGAUGGUGGUUUAGACGACCCGAUGAGCCAAAUGUUUGAUACCAAAAAUCUUGGUAUUUAAAUGACACCAAUAGUUGUGUUGUUGUGUUGUUUAGUAGUCUAUUCGGUUUCUACGAUAAUAUUUAUAUCGAAAUGUUUUUUAGUUAUUUUUAUUUUAAAAAAUUAUUAUUAUUUUCCUAUUUUAAUGUCUACAAAAUGUUUUUUUCUAUU